CAAAGUCGUCAUUCAACGCUGUACUACUAUAAUAAUUCCUACGUCUACAGCACAUAUCUUCUCCACCAAACUUUGUUAUUUUCUCACCGUUCAUAUUGCCGGAAAACUCGCCGUUACCAUUCAAAAAGCUCAUCGUUGAUUAAUUUUCACCUUAUCUGUACACCAACAUUCCGAUCAUCCAUUUUAGUCUUUGGUUCUUGUUAAGGGAUUGUUCUCUGCCUUUGAAUUUCUCUAUUUAAAGUUGUUUUCUUUUUUUCCCCAAAUUCCAAUUUCUGAAACCCUAAUUUCCAGUUUCCCAAAGCUUCUAGCUGUCGUUUAUUCGAUGGCCCAUUUCAAUUAAAUUCAUAUAAUGGGCCAAAUCAUGAAUCUCUAGGGCUUUGGGAAAGUUUUUAAUAUUGGUUUUGUUACUUUUUGAUUUGUACAGUAUUCGAUCUGUGAAGAGGAAAACACAGAUUGUAUAUAAAAAAAAUGGGUUUGUGAAAUUCCUUGGUAAAUUAUCUUUUUUUUUUUUUUUGUUAGGGGGGUUUGUAUUUUUCAGGUUGAUUUGAUUUUUUGGAAUUUAGGGUUUGAAAAUUUUUUGAUUAGUGAAAGAUGUCUUCAGCUGGGGUGAUUGCAAUUAGUCCUAUUUGUAAAGAGUCUUUGAUGAUUCCUUCAUAUUUACAUAGCCAAGAAUCGAUUCAGAUAUACGUGGCUAUGUCAGGGUCAAUGGUACCAAUGAGAGUAUUGAGAUAUGAUUCAAUUGACUCUGUGAAACUUCAGAUUCAGACCUGUAAAGGGUUUGUUGUGAAAAAUCAAAAAUUGGUUUGUGGGGGUCGAGAAUUAGCCCGAAGCAAUUCCCUUAUUAAGGAUUAUGGAGUUGGUGAUGGAAAUGUUCUUCAUUUGGUCCUUAGGUUAUCAGAUCUUCAGGCUAUCAAUGUGAAAACUGCUUCUGGUGAAGAGUUUACGUUUAAUGUGGAUAGGAGCAGGGAUGUUGGAUAUGUGAAGUGUCAAAUUGCUAAAAAGAAGGGUGCUUUAGGAAGAGAUAUUGAUGAACAAGAAGUGAUUUGCAAUGGCGAGAGACUUGAAGAUCAGAGGCUUAUACAUGAUAUCUGCAAGAAAGAUGAUGCUGUGAUUCAUUUGUUUGUGAGGAAAUCUGCAAAAAUUAGAGCAAGACCUGUGGAGAAGAAUUUCGAGUUGUCUAUUGUAGCACCACAACUGAAUGACAAGGUUACACAGAACAGGAGUGGGAAUGAAGUAGACAAUAAUAAGCUUUUGGUCCCUAGGGAGCCUCCUGAUAGGACAAGUAUUUUGGAACCUAUCAUUGUUAACCCAAAGAUUGAAGUGCCUUUGGUGAUUAGUGAUUUGAUUGGUUCUACACUUGAAGGGUUAGAUAGAGGACAUUAUCCUAUUAGAUCAUCCGAAGGCACAGGAGGAGCGUACUUUAUGCUUGAUGCAGCAGGGAGUAAGUAUCUUUCGGUGUUUAAACCAAUUGAUGAGGAGCCUAUGGCUGUGAAUAACCCGCGAGGGCUGCCUUUGUCAGUUGAUGGUGAGGGUUUGAAGAAAGGAACAAGAGUUGGAGAAGGUGCUUUAAGGGAAUGUGCUGCCUACCUUUUGGAUCAUCCAAAAAGUGGUCGGCGUUCAUUUUCUGGUGAGGCACUGGGCUUUGCUGGUGUUCCACCAACUGUCUUUGUGAGGUGUUUCCAUAGCGGAUUCAAUCACCCAGACGGUAUCACAUCUAAGAUUGGGUCCUUGCAAAAGUUCACGGAGAAUAAUGGAAGUUGUGAGGAUAUGGGUCCUAAUGCUUUUCCUGUGGGGGAAGUGCACAAGAUUGCUGUGCUUGAUAUGAGGAUGGCAAAUGCAGAUAGGCAUGCCGGGAAUAUAUUAAUGAGCAAAGGUGAAGAUGGACAGAUUGUCCUCAUUCCAAUUGAUCACGGUUACUGCUUGCCUGAGAGCUUUGAAGAUGUCACUUUUGACUGGCUGUAUUGGCCACAAGCUCGUCAGCCAUUUAGCUCUGAAACCAUUGAGUACAUAAAAUCACUUGAUGCGGAAGAAGACAUUGCCUUGUUAAAGUUUUACGGGUGGGACAUGCCUUUGGAAAGUUCACGCACACUCCGCAUCUCUACAAUGCUUUUGAAGAAAGGUGUAGAGAGGAGCCUCACCCCAUUUACCAUAGGGAACAUUAUGUGCCGGAAAACCUUGAACAAAGAAUCUGUAAUUGAGGAGAUUGUUCAAGAAGCACUGGACUCCGUGCUCCCUAGCUCAAGCGAAGAUGCAUUCAUUGAGACCGUAUCGCAUAUUAUGGAUCGCCGCCUUAAUGAGAUUGCCUAUUGAUAUUUCACUGAAGAAUUGGUAUAUAAGUAUACAUAAGAGAGUCUGCAGACGUCUGCAGGCAUCAACUUCAAGAGAAUAUCCUGAUUCAUUGCUUUCCGUUCAUUUUCGUAGUUUAACUGGAAAUGACCUAGCUUAGGUUGUGACCAGGUUAUCUCGGUGUCUAUUCUCAAAAUACUGUAAAGUUUGUUGUUUAUAUUUCCAUGCUGGAUUAACUUAAAGGAACGAUGUCCUUUUUCCUCAAAUAAUGGUUUACGUUGUUUUACU
This is a messenger RNA of Lycium ferocissimum, 2574 nucleotides long. Its product is annotated as phosphatidylinositol 4-kinase gamma 4-like. Gene Ontology annotation, molecular function: protein binding. The record is from RefSeq and is a predicted model, not a curated record. Lineage: Eukaryota; Viridiplantae; Streptophyta; Magnoliopsida; Solanales; Solanaceae. The transcript has 2 exons. Bases 592 to 2310 code for a protein of 572 amino acids.